AAAUUUGAGGAAUACAAGUUGCAUUAUCUCUUGCUAAGAAGAUAGUGAAAGCCACAUGGGGGAGUUGUACAGAAAGACAGUAAAUCCACAAAUACUACUUAAGAAAUCCUUCAAGAAGACAAAGAACCUCCUCCUCAAAACUCUACAUAAUCUCAAGUCAUUUCUCUUUAAAGGUCACCAUAAGUUACCUAAAGUUUGUCACUUUAAUCCCUUCUUCUCUGGCAGCAAUCGAAUUCCAAAUAGCAUAAUUCAAGAGUUGGAUGAUUUCUACAGAGACUUUCCUCAACAAUGGGAACAUUGUGACCUUAAUGAGGUUCCAGAGAGAAAUAAUAUUUGUGAAGAAUCAGUAGAGAACACUAUGGAAAAUCAAGAAAGAAUGAGAAAAGAGGAGAAGGAAAGAGCAACAUUUAAUGAAGAAAAUAUAGGAGAGGCUUUUCUUCAAAGCACAAGUAAAGGUCAGAUUUUAGCACAGAAGAUGAAGGAAUUAGAUUUGUUGGAUGAGGAAGAUUUGGAACAAAUGCUGGACAUAGAAGAAGUGCUACACUAUUACUCUCACCUAAACUGUCCAUUUUACCUUGACAUUGUUGACAAGUUUUUCAUGGACAUGUAUACUGAGUUCUCACUUCCACAGCCAUUCAUCAAUAUCAACGGUUCAAUGCGAAGUCUUGGUCCUACUGAGCUCUAGAAACUACUGGAUUUUUCGUUGACUCUCUGUGUCUUUGUAUGCCAGUGCAAUUUUCCAAGCUAGCCAACUUCUUCAUUGUCUGUUCAAUUCAAAUGGAUUCCUAUAUUGAGUAAUUUCAGAAAAUCCUUGGAUCUCUAUUUCUUGAUCAAGUUUCUUUAAGAAGUGAGUUAUGUGACAGUAGUACAUUCAUUAUUUAUAUUUUGGAUGGCAUUUGCUCUAUUAAGUGUAAUGUAGCAGAGUGAUUAUUGAUCUGCACUAUAUGCCGCGAAGAGAAAUAUGAACACAUUCUGUCCUUGAAGCUGUUCUACCUCAUUUAUCUGCCAUAAAAGAAUACCUCUCAUUUUCCCCAGUUUCCAUUCUACCAUUCUAAUAAAGGGCAACCCGAUGCACUAAGCUCUUGCUAGGGGAGGGGGAUCCGGGGAAGGGCCGGACUACAAGGGUCUAUCGUACGCAGCCUUAACCUGCACUUCUGUAAGAGACUGUUUCCACGGCUCGAACCCGUGACCUCCUGAUCAUAUGAACUUUACUAGUUACGCCAAGGCUCCCCUUCCAUCCUACCAUUCUAAUGCAUGACAUUAUUGUUUUGCUAUAGAUAAAAACCACCUGUUGUGACUUUAAAUGAAGAAACAUGGUCAAUGAAGAUUCAUAUUGCCGACCCCAACUUGUUUGAGACUGAAGCAUAAUUGUUGUUUACCGAAAAAGUAAACCAAGAAGGUGGAUAUUAAACAUAUGAUAUGGCAAAAGAAAAAAAGAACAUUGAGGACAUUGAAGCCUCAUUACAUCCAAGUUGGUUCUAUAAUAAAUCUUCUUUAUCAUGAUGUUCACUAUCAUUCUCUAAAUUGAUCAACAUGCAUUCCUUAUUAACUUUCUGAGAAAGCCAAGCUAUAAACCAUUUGGGACUGAGGCUUUGUCAUGGGUAAAGAAAGUAGAAAUAGCUAGUCAGAUUCAAUGUUUACCUUUUCUAGCCGAUAUCCA
This is a messenger RNA of Nicotiana tabacum (common tobacco), 1660 nucleotides long. RefSeq lists its product as uncharacterized. The record is from RefSeq and is a predicted model, not a curated record. NCBI's taxonomy places the organism in Eukaryota, Viridiplantae, Streptophyta, Magnoliopsida, Solanales, Solanaceae.